GGGGCCGCCCCCGCUGAGGAACUCCGGAGAAGGAGGAGGAGGAGGAGGAGAACGAGAGGCGGAGGCCCGGGCCCAGCGCCGGCCCCGCGGCUUCAUGGAGGCCAGGCCCUCUGCGGGCGGCGCGGAGGCUGGAGAGGUUCCUCUGCUGCUGGCUGAACUGAAGCCAGGGCGCCCACACCAGUUUGAUUGGAAAUCAAGUUGUGAGACCUGGAGUGUUGCCUUUUCCCCUGAUGGUUCUUGGUUUGCCUGGUCUCAAGGACACUGUAUUGUCAAGCUGAUUCCAUGGCCUCUUGAGGAGCAGUUUGUCCCCAGAGGGUUUGAAGCUAAAAGUCGAACCAGCAAAACAGAUCCCAAGGGACGAAGCAGCCCAAAGGAAAAGACGCUGGACUGUGGUCAGAUUGUCUGGGGUUUGGCCUUCAGCCCAUGGCCAUCACCACCCAGUAGAAAGCUUUGGGCACGGGUCUACCCCCAAGCACUGGAUUUCUCUUGCCUUAUUCUUGCUACCGGACUCAAUGAUGGGCAGAUCAAAAUUUGGGAGGUGCAGACAGGGCGACUGCUUUUGAAUCUGUCUGGCCACCAGGAUGUGGUGAGAGAUCUGAGCUUCACUCCCAAUGGGAACUUGAUUUUGGUUUCUGCAUCAAGGGAUAAAACUCUGCGAAUCUGGGACCUAAAUAAAGAUGGCAAACAGAUCCAGGUGCUAUCUGGACAUCUGCAGUGGGUUUAUUGCUGUUCUAUCUCCCCAGACUGCAGCAUGCUGUGUUCUGCCGCAGGAGAGAAGUCAGUUCUUCUUUGGAGCAUGCGGUCCUACACAUUAAUUAGGAAGCUAGAGGGGCAUCAGAGCAGUGUGGUUUCUUGUGACUUCUCACCUGACUCUGCACUGCUUGUCACAGCUUCUUAUGACACCAGCGUCAUCAUGUGGGAUCCCUACACUGGAGAGAAACUGAGGACACUCCAGCAUGUGCUAGACUCCCAGUUGGAUUAUGCCCGGGAUGUCCAUGCCAGCUCGCUGAGAUCAGUGCGCUUCUCUCCAGAAGGCUUAUACCUUGCUACAGUGGCAGAUGACAGGCUGCUCAGGAUCUGGGCUUUGGAACUGAGAACUCCAGUUGCAUUUGCUCCUAUGACCAAUGGUCUUUGCUGCACAUUUUUUCCACAUGGUGGAAUUAUUGCCACAGGGACCAGAGAUGGCCACGUCCAGUUCUGGACGGCACCCAGGGUCCUAUCAUCACUGAAGCACUUAUGCCGUAAAGCCCUCCGGAGUUUCCUCACGACUUACCAAGUCUUAGCACUGCCAAUACCCAAGAAAAUGAAAGAGUUCCUCACGUAUAGGACCUUCUGAGCCAUGCUGCGUGGUUUUGCUAAAAAGACAAUAAGAGAACAUGGAAUCUUCUUCUAACAGGAUUAACCUUUCUGGCAAAGGUGGAGCUGAAAUAACUGAAUGGAAACAAGACAGGCUUUUAAACUAUGAUUCCUCUUUGAAAUAAAAUUGUUUUGGAUUGUAAAUGGGCAGUUAAUAGACUGUAGCAGGGGGGAAAAUCCCCUGGUGGACUGGUCACUGACCUUUUUAUCUAUAAUGUUACAAAUUCAGUACUUAGAGGAGGAGGCUCCAUUCCACGGCUACAGAACUGUCGUUGAAAUCGUCCACUUAUUAGCAGCACAGUUGCAAUUCUCUUGGUGUCUUGAUUCAAAGUGCAGUUAAUAAUGUUGUUUUGCUUAUAAAAGUGAUUGGGCCUUGAGCUCUCUUUAGUGGUAAAGGAAGGAAGCAUCAGAUCCCCCACAGGGAAAGCUGACUUCUGCCCAAUACUUGUCUCAGUUUAGUCCUCAAAAGCAGUGGUAGCUAAAUGUUCCACUUGUUCUCUAGCUCUUGGGUCAGAGUAUCAGGGACCAUGCCUUCGUUCAGCAAAGUGCAAAUACUAUUAAUUUAUAACGUCGGGUUUGUCAUGGCUUUUCCUCUGCUUUUGACUUUGACAAACAAGACAGAGCUUUAAUGGGGAGUGGGGGGGGGCAUCCUUGAGUGUGAGUGAACAUUGGAGCUUAGCGAAAUGGACAGGCUAUUUAAAUUGCAGGGUGUGGUGUGAACUGAUGAAGACAUUCGAUUUGGCUUUAAAAAUCAUGGUGUGCAUGUGGAGGAGGAAACUGCAAGAUUACAGGAAGGGUGCAUUUCUAAUUGCAUGACUGUUGUGGCUACUGAUUUGUCAGUGGUUUGCCAUUAACUAACAACAUAUUUAUUUGUGCUUUCUGAGCAGAACUUGUUUAAGGUACAAUUAUGUUUUUCUCAGUGGUAGACGAAAACCAUAACGUUUGUAACCAGAGCAGCUGCACAUGGAACUUCAGAGCUGUACAGAGGCAACUGGUUUUUCAUUGUUUCCACUGGUAUUUUUAUGCUCGUAUGCACAAGAUCAGUCCUUGCUGCUUAACUCAAUUUCCAACCCUGCCUCUCUAGCUUUGAAGUCAGUCAGGCACUGUGCUGAGCACUGGGAAUACAGAGGGGCAAAGGACAGCCCAGCCUGUCCUCAAGGAGCUCCCAGACCUUGGAAAAUGGAAUAUUUACAUUCCAUUUUAAGGAGAUGACACAAAUCGGUUCUUUCCCAUAGAUCCACUGUUUUACCCAUCUUCUUUAUUUUGGCAGAAUGCUGGUGUACAACUGCCUUAGACUCUAGAGCACUUUUCUCAGAGGGAUGACGGACUAUUAAUGUCUGGUUUGGAGGAAAGAAGCCCUGAUUGAAGUUGAUAUCCACCAUUGACUUAAGGAGAGCAGGACAAUGCAUAGGAGCUUUUUUUCCACAAGUGAGCCACCUAAUUUACUAAUUUCUUAUUGCAAUUAUGAAAUACAAAAAGGAUCAAGAUGAUAAUUGAAGCAGCAGUUUGAGCACGUAAGAGUCUAAAAUUUAAAUGACUAAUAUUUCAGUUGUCCUGGGUUCACAGGUGAUCUUCAUACAGCCUCUGGUACCAGGGGGAAUAAUUUAAAGACCAGUUGUAUUUUAAAUUCUUUUCCUCCCUGUCUACACUACAAUUAGGAAGCUGCUUGUGACUUUUACAAUUCAAGGAUGAGAAAUAAAAGUCAACUUUUUUAAAAGAG
This is a messenger RNA of Monodelphis domestica (gray short-tailed opossum), 3076 nucleotides long. RefSeq names its product WD repeat and SOCS box containing 2 (gene WSB2). Gene Ontology annotation, molecular function: protein binding. The record is from RefSeq and is a predicted model, not a curated record. Lineage: Eukaryota; Metazoa; Chordata; Mammalia; Didelphimorphia; Didelphidae. Gene Ontology annotation, biological process: protein polyubiquitination; intracellular signal transduction.